CAUUUCUUCAAUAAUGCACUUUCCUCUGAAAAAGAGAAACUUCUUCAGCAUUGCAGGAAAUUUCUUCAUCAUCAUUAGACCUUCGCUAGUUCACAGUUAAAAGGGUUAAUAGGGAAGGAUCUUGAUAUUUUUCUUGAGCACAAAUGGCUGCAAAUUUAACUGAAGGGGCUGCUCUUGGAUCAGUAUGUAAUCUAUUGGUGGCGGCAGUUCUUGAAGUAACUCAAAAGGUAGCCACUUUCAAAUUUAGCCUAGACAGGCUGAAAACAACUCUUAAUUCGAUAAAACCCAUAUUUGAUGACAUAGAGAGGUUGAACGAGAUAUUGAAUCGUCCAGAGGAAGAAACAGAGUCUUUUCUUACUCAAUUAAGAAAAGCAGAAAAGCUAGUUCGCAAGUGUUUGGAGAUCAAAAGUUGGAAUUUUUACAAGAAGUAUACUUACUCGAGGAAACUGAAUGCGUUGGAUCAAUCCCUUUUGAGGUUCUUUAAGUUGGAUGCACAACUCCACAUGGUCAGAGAUAGCAGAAGGAUAAUGGUGGGGAUGCGAGGCAUGGAUGAUAAGGUGGAUGAAAUUCUUUCAUUUCUUAGUCAUAGAUUUCCAGGCUGGUGCGAUGUUCCGGGAUUUCCAGAAUUUGUGGUUGGAUUGGAUGCGCCACUUGAAGAACUGAAGUUGAUGCUGCUCAAAGAUGGCGUCUCUGUGUUGGUGCUUUCAGCUCCUGGGGGUUGUGGCAAGACAACAUUGGCAAAGAUGCUCUGUCACGAUCCACAAAUCAGAGAUAGAUUCAGGGACAACAUCUUCUUUGUCAAUGUUGCAAGAACACCUAACCUGAUGCUCAUUGUUCAGAAAAUUUUUCGAAGUAAGAAUAAGCAUCAGGUGCCUGAAUUCCAAAGUGAUGAAGAUGCAAUUAAUCAGUUUGAGUCACUGCUAAAGCGGCUGAAACCUCAUCCUUCACUUCUGGUCCUCGAUGAUGUGUGGCGUGGCUCAGAAUUCCUGAUCGAGAGAUUUAGAAUUUCACAACCAGGAUUCAAAGUUUUAGUAACAUCUAGAUCUGUAUUCCGGAGUUUUGAGACAACAUUUAGACUGAAACUCUUGAAUGAUGAGAAUGCAAAGACUCUCUUCUGCCAUUCAGCCUUCAAAGAUGGGAUCCCUGAUGUCCAAAAUGACCUUGUUGACAAGGUGGUGAAAGGUUGUGGUGGAUUUCCUUUGGCCCUUAAAGUUAUUGGCCAAUCACUUCGUGGGGAGCCUGAAGCGAAGUGGAUACACAGAACUCAAAAGUGGUCUGAAGGAGUAUCCGUUUUCAAUCCCCACUGUGAUGUACUUAAUUGUCUCAAGUCCAGCUUAGACGCUCUCACUGAAAUACCAGAGCUGCCCGACCUCAAGGAAUGUUACCUGGACUUGGGGUCGUUCCCUGAGGAUCAGAGAAUACCUGCUACGGCACUUUUGGAUGUCUGGGUUGAACUGUACAACCUAGAUGAAGAGGAUGUACAUACCCUAGUCCACCUCCUUGAACUUUCCGACAGAAAUCUGAUUAAUCUUGUACUUCAAAGCGAAGAUGGGCAUUUUGCGAUGCAGCAUGAUCUACUCAGAGAUUUGGUUGUCUAUCAAAACGCUCUGGAUCCCAUAGAACAGAGAACAAGAAUGAUCGUGGAGAUAAACGAGAACAGCUUUCCUGAUUGGUGGACUAAAGGAGACCAGCCAUCUUUGCAUCCGCGUCUUUUGUCCAUCACUACAGAUGAAUUAUUUGCUUCAAAAUGGCAUGAUCUGCGUCAACCGGAAGCUGAAGUGUUGGUUUUGAAUUUUCAAACGAGGAUCUACGCCUUGCCCCAUUUCAUGGAGAGAAUGAGCAACCUCAAAGUGCUAAUUGUUACAAACUAUGGAUUCCAUCAGGCUGAACUGAAAGAUUUUGAUCUGAUUGGUCACGUGCUUAAUCUGAAGAGAAUCAGGUUGGAACGCGUUUCCAUUCCUUGCAUCGGUAUUCCCAUGUUGCAGUUAAAGAAUCUGAGGAAGAUAUCAUUAGUUAUGUGCGAUAUUGAGAAGGCAUUCGAGAACUGUAGCUUUAGGGCUCCCAGUAUCUGGCCAAAUUUAGUGGAGAUGAACAUCGACUACUGCAGUGACUUGAUUGCAUUUCCAGUUGGGUUAUGCAAUCUUGCCAGUCUUGAGAAGCUCAGCAUUACUUACUGCCAAGAGCUAAUUGCACUUCCCCAAGAAAUUGGAAACCUGACAAAGUUGAAGGCGUUGAGGCUUUAUUCUUGUACAAAACUGUCUUCGCUGCCCGGUUCAAUUGGUGGCCUGAAGAAAUUGAAGUACCUUGACCUGUCUGAUUGUCUAGAGUUGGCUCAUUUGCCAGACGAAAUUGGUAAGCUGGAGGCUCUGGGAACAAUUCACAUGAAAGGUUGCGGAGAAUUACGGGGGUUGCCACCUUCGGUCAGGGAUCUCGGGCAAUUGGAGAAGGUGAUCUGUGACGAGGAGGUCUCGUAUUUUUGGAGAUCGCAUGCCGAAUGUUUGAAGAAAAUGAACAUUACGGUGAUAAGAAGAGAAGCAAACCUCAAUUGGCUUCAUAGAUUUGAUCCUUGAGAUGCGUUCACUUUCUGGAGAACAGCAUGGCUUUCACUACUCCACACAAUAUUCUGAUACGUGAAAUUAUUUAUUUCUCAAGUUGUUACACAUGAUGCCAUUCAGUCCAUUCCCACUAUAAACUUGUCAAAGGCACUGCUUCGUAUCUGUCGAAAAGUUGCUUCCUUAAAUCGUUACGACUGUAGCUUGAAUAAAUCAUUAGAUCAGCUGCAAAUUAGUCAUUCC
Molecule: messenger RNA, 2795 nt
Organism: Coffea eugenioides
Lineage: Eukaryota; Viridiplantae; Streptophyta; Magnoliopsida; Gentianales; Rubiaceae
Product: probable disease resistance protein At5g66900
Exons: 5
Coding region: 144-2570 (808 amino acids)
Biological process (GO): defense response to fungus
Molecular function (GO): ADP binding
Source: RefSeq, a predicted model, not a curated record